AUGUCUACCUUAUUAGAAUUGUUUGGCUUCAUUCUUCUGGUUAUUGAAACCCUCACAGGAAUGGUGGGAAAUGGAUUCAUUGCUAUCAUUAACUUCAUUGACUGGUUUAGCAGCAGAAAACUAUCCCCAGCCGACAUGAUCCUGAGUUGUCUUAGCUUGUUCAGAUUUGCAUUUCAUGCAAUUGGGAUACAGAAUGCAAUUCUUCUCCUUUUUUUCAGAGAUAUUUUUCAGAUGAAGAACGUACAUCUUGCAUACAGUGCCUUGUGGCUAUUUGUUAAUACUGCUAACCUUUGGUUUGCCGCUUUGCUCAGUGUUUUGUACUGUGUAAAAAUUGCUAACUUCUCCCACCCUCUCUUCCUGCAAAUGAAGCGGAGAUUCCCUGGGCUGGUGCCUUGGCUGCUUCUGGGGACAGUGGUCUUCUCUGCAAUCAUCACCACCAUCAAGGUAAUAAUGGGCAAUAGACUCAUGUCUGAAUGCAAGACAUUUGAAUCACUUCUAAGCAAUAACACUGACUCAGGAAUGAAGACAUCUGACUUUUGUAAGCAUUCCAUCCUUCUAUAUGUUGUUCCAGAUUUCCUUCCCUUCAUGAUAUUUUUGUUCUCAUCCAUCUUCCUACUGACUUCUCUGUGGAGGCACAAAAAUCUUCUACAAAACAGUACAAGGGAUGUCAGCACAGAAGUUCACCUGAAUGCCAUCAAUGCUCUGGCUUCUUUCUCCAUUCUCUAUGUAUCUAGCUUUUUUGUGGAAAGAAUGUCAGUGUUCUUCUCUUGGAAUGGCAUGCAAGGCAUUGGGAUGGAACUUUUGCUUACUAAUGUGGUUGUUGCAUAUUCCUCUGGCCAUGCCAUUAUCCUGAUCGUCAUUAAUCCCAAACUGAAACAGGAAUCAGUCAAGAUGCUACGUCAACUAAAAUGCUCGAUGAAGCCACUAUUUUAA
Podarcis muralis (Common wall lizard) is the source of this 933-nucleotide messenger RNA. RefSeq names its product taste receptor type 2 member 8-like. The record is from RefSeq and is a predicted model, not a curated record. Gene Ontology annotation, biological process: sensory perception of taste; detection of chemical stimulus involved in sensory perception of bitter taste; G protein-coupled receptor signaling pathway. Gene Ontology annotation, cellular component: membrane. Gene Ontology annotation, molecular function: G protein-coupled receptor activity; bitter taste receptor activity. NCBI's taxonomy places the organism in Eukaryota, Metazoa, Chordata, Lepidosauria, Squamata, Lacertidae.